This is a messenger RNA of Passer montanus (Eurasian tree sparrow), 360 nucleotides long. It is a transcript of the gene TMEM238L, whose product is annotated as transmembrane protein 238 like. The record is from RefSeq and is a predicted model, not a curated record. Lineage: Eukaryota; Metazoa; Chordata; Aves; Passeriformes; Passeridae. The transcript has a single exon. The coding region runs from base 24 to 284 and encodes 86 amino acids.
CCCCCCGCACCCUGAGGGGCACCAUGGGCACCCUGAGGGGCACCAUGGGCACCCUGAGGGGCACGGCGGGGCUGCUGGGGCGCUGCCCUGCCAUCGCCCUGCUGGGGCUGCUCUGCGACGCCCUGGGGCUCCUCUUCCUCCUCCUGGGCAUCUUUGCUCCCAUCAGCUCCUGGGAUUUCUUCGUUUACGGGGGGGCCCUGCUGCUGGCCUUCAGCCUCGUCUUCUGGGUCUUCUGGUACACCUUCAACAUCGAGGUGCCCCUCGGGGAGCUGCAGUGCAGAUGAGCACGGCAGGAGCUUGGUCCUGCCCUCCUGGCAGCGCCCAGAACGUGGAGAGAGCCAAGGGAUGGCACCUGGCACC